AUGGGACAAACCCUAACCACCCCAUUGAGCCUUACUUUAGACCACUGGCCUGACGUCCGCACCCGAGCCGACAACCUGUCAGUCGAUGUUCGAAAGAAGAAAUGGGUGAUCUUUUGUUCGUCCAAGUGGCCUACUGUUGAAUCAGAAUGGCCAAGAGACGGCACUUUCAAUCUCAAUAUUAUUUCCCAGGUUAAGGUAAAAGUGUUCAGCCCAGGACCACAUGGACACCCGGACCAACGCGCCUACAUUGUUACCUGGGAAAGUUUGGCACGUGACCCGCCCCUAUGGGUCCAGCCCUUUGUCAUCUCUAACAACAUCUCUAACAAACCCCAACCUCCUCUUACCCCUACAGCCCCUAAGGCUCCCCCUCCCCAGGAGAGCCAACCACUUGUGCCUCUUCCUCCUGCACCUUCCCUUGCCCCACCCUCUUCUUCCCUAUACCCCACCAUUCUUAAGGAGAAGGUUCCCAAAGAAAAACCUCUGAAACCUACCCCUGCGCCCCCUCCCGUCCUUCCUCCGAACCCUGACUCUCCCCUCACUGACCUUCUAUCAGAAGAACCCCCUCCUUAUGCAGAUCCAGAGGAUCCAGAGAGUCCGGAUGGGCCAGAGACUGCAGCGGCGGGUGGACAGCCAGCACAAGUCUCCCCAGCCCCUUCACCCAUGGCGGGAAGACUCCGGGGAAGGCGGAAACCACCCCCUGAUUCCACUACUCAUGCCCUACCCUUGAGAGAGGGCCCAAACGGCCGACAGCAAUACUGGCCAUUCUCUGCCUCAGAUCUAUACUAUUGGAAACACCAUAACCCCCCAUUCUCCAAAGAUCCAAUAACGCUGACUAACCUGAUUGAGUCUAUUUUAGUCACCCACCAGCCCACUUGGGAUGAUUGCCAGCAACUCUUACAAACCCUGCUGACCUCGGAGGAAAAGCAAAGAGUCUUUUUGGAGGCUCGGAAAAACGUCCCAGGCGACAACGGGAGCCCAACCCUUUUGCCUAACGAAAUUGACGAGGCCUUCCCUCUGACGCGACCUGACUGGGAUUUCACUACAGCUGCAGGUAGGGGACACCUACGCCUCUAUCGCCAGUUGCUAAUCGUGGGUCUCUGAGGGGCAGCACGCCGCCCCACCAAUUUGGCCCAGGUUAAGCAAGUAAUACAGGGAAAUGAAGAGACGCCCUCAGCCUUCUUAGAAAGGCUCAAGGACGCUUAUAGGAUGUAUACCCCCUAUGACCCUGAAGAUCCAGGGCAAGCUACAAGUGUAUCCAUGUCUUUCAUCUGGCAGUCUAGUCUGGAUAUUAGAAGCAAAUUGCAGAGGCUUGAGGGUCUCCAGGGAUAUACUAUACAAGACUUACUAAAAGAGGCAGAGAAGAUUUUCAAUAAGAGAGAGACUCCAAAAGAAAAAGAGGAAAGAUUAUGGCAGAGAAUGAAAGAUCGGGAGGAUGAAAGAGACAAGAGGAGAAACAAGGAAUUAACUAGGGUGUUGGCCACCGUGGUUCAGGGACAGAAUAGAGAGGGAGACAGGCAGGGAGAACGACGUAGGGCCAAGGUGGACAGAGACCAAUGCACCUAUUGUAAAGAACGAGGACACUGGAUUAAGGAUUGCCCCAGGAGGAAUAAAGGACCUAGAAAGCCCAGGCCCCGAACCUCCCUCCUCACCUUAGAGGAUUAGGGAACUCAGGGCCAGGAGCCCCCCCCCCACCCUGAGCCCAGGAUAACUCUUGAUGUCGGGGGGCAACCAGUCACCUUCCUAGUAGACACCGGGGCCCAGCAUUCAGUCCUGACUCAGACUUCAGGGCCACUCAGCGAAUGAUCUGCUUGGGUCCAAGGAGCCACUGGUGGCAAGAGAUAUCGAUGGACAACUAAUCGGAAGGUUCAGCUGGCUACUGGUAAGGUGACGCAUUCCUUUCUGCAUGUUCCGGACUGUCCCUAUCCCUUGUUGGGUAGAGACCUCCUCACCAAGCUAAGGGCCCAAAUUCAUUUUGAGGACACAGGGGCUAAGAUAACGGGCCCAGAUGGAGGUCCCCUCCAAAUUUUGACCCUCCAGCUGGAGGAUGAAUAUAGACUUUACGAGCCCCCGGGGCAACAGACAAUUGACAUGGCCCCUUGGCUCAAUGACUUUCCAUUGGCAUGGGCAGAGACUGGGGGAAUGGAGAUGGCUAUACAACAACCUCCACUCAUCAUUCAAUUGAAGGCAACAGCUACUCCUGUUUCAAUCAAGCAGUACCCCAUGUCCCAUGAAGAAUAUCAUGGCAUAAGGCCCUCCUACAGACAUUGGGACAAGCAGGCUAUCGGGCAUCAGCCAGAAAGGCUCAGAUAUGCCAGAAGCAAGUCAUUUACCUAG
This is a messenger RNA of Microtus oregoni (creeping vole), 2334 nucleotides long. RefSeq lists its product as uncharacterized. Gene Ontology annotation, biological process: proteolysis; virion assembly. NCBI's taxonomy places the organism in Eukaryota, Metazoa, Chordata, Mammalia, Rodentia, Cricetidae. Gene Ontology annotation, molecular function: zinc ion binding; aspartic-type endopeptidase activity; nucleic acid binding. The record is from RefSeq and is a predicted model, not a curated record. The transcript has a single exon.